This is a messenger RNA of Aegilops tauschii subsp. strangulata, 1129 nucleotides long. Its product is annotated as AP-2 complex subunit sigma. Gene Ontology annotation, molecular function: clathrin-cargo adaptor activity. The record is from RefSeq and is a predicted model, not a curated record. Gene Ontology annotation, biological process: protein transport; clathrin-dependent endocytosis. Gene Ontology annotation, cellular component: AP-2 adaptor complex. NCBI's taxonomy places the organism in Eukaryota, Viridiplantae, Streptophyta, Magnoliopsida, Poales, Poaceae.
GAUUGAGUCUUUUUAAGGUGCUAGUAGGCAUGCGUUGCGUGCAUAUGAGCGGCUGCGUAAAAAAGAAUUCACAGAAGUUAAAUUAACGCAUGCAAGAGCAAUACUGGCCUGGUUGGAGAGGAAGCCGAGGCACCACUUUUCAACGGUGAACCCCCCUACAGCUCAUUCUGCAUAGCCAACCCAACAAACCAAGCAACACAAAUCCGAUUCAUUCCCCUCCCAAGCUCCAAUCCCGCGAAUUCUCAAGCGUGGUCGUCAUCAUCAUCACCCAGCAUGAUCCGUUUCAUCCUGUUGCAGAAUCGGCAGGGGAAGACGCGGCUGGCCAAGUACUACGUCCCGCUCGAGGACUCAGAGAAGCACAAGGUUGAGUAUGAGGUGCAUCGGCUGGUCGUCAACAGGGACCCCAAGUUCACUAACUUCGUUGAGUUCCGUACGCACAAAGUUAUCUACAGGAGAUAUGCAGGACUAUUUUUCUCAAUAUGUGUAGAUAUCACGGAUAAUGAGUUGGUAUACUUGGAAUGUAUCCACUUAUUUGUGGAGAUAUUGGACCAUUUCUUCAGCAACGUGUGUGAACUUGAUUUAGUAUUUAACUUCCACAAGGUUUACUUGAUAUUGGAUGAGUUUAUUCUCGCUGGAGAGCUGCAAGAAACAAGCAAAAAGGCGAUUAUAGAGAGAAUGGGUGAACUUGAGAAGCUGGAUUAAGAAGAAACUGUGUUGCCAGCGUGCAUGGGGAGAUAACUAAACGCAAGAGCAAUACCUAUUCCUUCUGCCAUGUCGAAGAAUUUUCUCCGUUUGUACAAUUCUGUUGUACUCCCUCCGUCCGGAAAUACUUGUCAUCAAAAUGGAUAAAAAGGGAUGUAUUUAGACGUAUUUUAGUUCUAGAUACAUCCUUUUUUGUUCAUUUUGAUGACAAGUAUUUUCGGACGGAGGGAGUAGCUGUUAUUAUGAUUACCCCUGGUUCACCAACUUUCUUUAUGGCUGCUUCCUAGAAAUGGCUGCUUUCUAGAAAAAACAUUAUGAUGGUUGCUUGGUGGGGUUCGUUGUGGAUCGUUCUGUAACUAGGUGCCAUGGAAUUCCUUGCCAUCUUUGCGCAUUUCAUUAACAAUCAUGAUGGCAGUCUUUUUUCCAA